AUGCAAUUCUUCUCCCUGCGUUGGGUGUUUACUCUAGAACCUCUUCGUGCUCUAUUUCAUGUCAACUGCGCCGGUCAGGUGUUCAUUGAUCUUGACAAUCCAGCACCCCUGGACAAGUUGGAAUGGAUUGGCAAAGGAAAAGUGUAUCCCAUAUUGGAUCCACCUCAAGAGCUGGUCGUCUAUCGCGACAGCCAUUUGGACAUACCUAAGAUUUGGGCACACUUGCUUCUACCUGAUGGCAACAUCACUGUCGAGGAGCUUCUUGCGAAAUCUUUGUUCAAGGAAAGCUCAGCAGUUCAAGCAUUGAGUGAGAGGAAGAAAAAGGGUGGUAACGACAUUGAAAUGGGGACAGAUGACCAGGAAGAUUAG
Molecule: messenger RNA, 369 nt
Organism: Laccaria bicolor S238N-H82
Lineage: Eukaryota; Fungi; Basidiomycota; Agaricomycetes; Agaricales; Hydnangiaceae
Exons: 4
Coding region: 1-369 (122 amino acids)
Source: RefSeq, a predicted model, not a curated record